UUGGUUGCGGCGUCUUCCAGGAGUGUGAGGAGAAGAAAAGAAUGGCAGAAGAGAUCCAACAAAUCCAUACUCUCGUUUCCUCCGAUGAGGGCUUCAACAAAUCCUCCGGCUAUUCAGCGCUCUUGCACUUUCAGCAACAUUCUUGCCUCAACCCCUCUUCGCUCCAAUCCCUCGCUCACUCCUCCCACUUCAUUCUCUCUUCCAUCGUUUCAGACAUCUCCGCUCACCACCACGAACAAAUAGUCACACAAGCCUUGAAGUGUUUGGGCUUCAUGCUUUAUCACCCCUCCGUCGUUUCCGUCCUUCGAGUGGAUGAUGCCAAUUUGGUGUUGGGGGCAUUGCCCGCGCUUAUUACGACCACAAAAUUAAAGUCUGCUUGUAAUUUAGCGGUGUGGUGCUUGUCUGUUCAACAGUUGGGUGCAUCACUUCUUAUGACUCACUUCCAUUCUUUGUUACGUGCAAUUCUUCAUGCCCUGGACAAUCCCAUGGGUUCUUUGUCCACAACAUUUGAAGCUACCCAGGCUGUAAUGAAGCUAUCUGGUCAAUUAAGUGAGCAAAUGAAAGGUUCAUCCCAUAUAUGGGCUCCUCCAAUAUACAGGAGACUUCUCAGCACAGAUAAGAGGGAGAGGGAUGCCUCAGAAAGGUGCCUGUUGAAGAUCAAAUCCACAGUCAUUCCUCCUUGUCUGGAUCUCUCUAAGGUUAUUGUCAAAGAUAUGAAGAUGAAAUUGCUCAAUAGAAUGAAGGAUAUGCUAGAUAAUGGCAUGAAGACUCAAGCUAUUCGUGCAUGGGGAUGGUUUGUCCGAAUGCUUGGAUCCCAUGCUUUAAAGAAUAGGCAUUUAGUCAAUGAUAUGCUGAAAAUUCCUGAACGUACAUUUACAGAUCUUGACGCUCAAGUUCAAAUUGCUACACAGGUUGCUUGGGAAGGUCUUAUUGAUGCUCUUGUUCACUGUCCAAUAUUAGUUUCUGAGACAAAUACAUCAGCAGAGGAGAAUUCUCUGGAAAAACAGCAUUCAUCAGGAAGGAAAAAUUGUGAUGAUCACGCGAAUGGAUUUUCUAAAAGCAUAAAGCUAAUAAUGACCCCACUGAUCGGCAUCAUGACCAGUAAAUGUGAUAUAUCAGUUCAUUCAUCCUGCUUGAACACGUGGUGUUAUUUGCUACAUAAGCUUGAUAUCUCUAUCAAUGAACCAUCAGUGAUAAAAAUGGUUUUAGAGCCUAUACUUGAAACAAUAUUUCAGAAUGGACCUGAUAGCAAUAGCAUCUGUUUAUGGAACCUGAGUCUUGAUCUGCUUAGUGAUAGUAUUUCACAGAAGUGUACGGAUGUCCUCUACCCGUCAGCUGGACCAUUAAGCCACAGAAUCUCUCAAAAUGCACCUUCUCUAUCUGGAAAAUGCUCUUGGAAGCAACACCUAAUCAAAUGGAAGCCUUGGAAUAUUAAUCAAUUGGACUUUUAUCUGAGUAUGAUUUUUCAUCUCAUCCAUCAAGCAUCUAGGCCAACCGUCACUUAUGAUCAUAGAAGUCAUAUUUAUGACACCGCCUUGAAGUUAUUUAUAUAUAUUCUGAAAGGAGUCAAACUGGAUGUGGAAAGUCCAGCUACCGAUUAUGAUGGUAUCAUGCAGUGCUUGAACUCAUUACUAACAUUCAUCAAGAAAGUAAGUGAAGAUUUAUGCUCAGAUGUCGGCGAAAAUUAUGAUGUUUAUUCUACAUCCAUUCAGUUUAUAGAUGCUAUCACCAAGGAGUUAGGUCCUUCUAUCUUGGGAUCUCCUCUGUACAAGUUUUCCUUAGAUCUACAAUAUGUUGGUGACAUGCAAUCAGCAGAUCAUAACAAACAUCUAAAAUUUCUGAGUGUCAGUUGUAUUUCUUAUAUGGAUAAGGUUUCCCCAUUGGUUUAUUUGAUUACACUGUGCUUCCAUGUGAUGGUUCAGUUAACAAUGAAAGGCCAUCAAUCAGACCACAUUUCACAAGGAAUGUGUGAAUAUUUUAAAUUUAUAUUUUGUUUGAGUGAUCCCCUGGAAAAUCUCCUCACCAGUAUUGGCUUCUUGUACAGACACGUUCAACCAAUUUACUUAAGCAUAUGGAUAGCAUUAGCUCAAGGUCUGAACUACUGUGUAUCUGAUGCAAACUGCAAGUCACUACAGGAAGCCUUGUCUGACAGCACUGUAUAUUCUUCCAUAUGUCAUCUUUUAAUUUACCCCAUCGUGGCACAUUCUGAAGUUCCAAGAAUGACCUUGGCAAAUGCUAGGGCCUCUUUGGAUAAAUAUCCUGUAUCAACAGAAAGAAAGCUGAGGUUUGAACUGGUUAUUCAAACAUGGAAAUCACUUUAUGGAUCUCUUAGUGCUUCAGGCUUUGGACGAUCAUCAGCCACCAAUUUCUCGGGGGAUGUGUGCAUGUUGUUAAGCAGCUGCCUUGAUGAAAAUGGUGGCAAGGUUGAGAGCGGCACUGAUUUUGAGUUAACAUGCAAUGAUGUGGAUCUUGGCGUCCUUCAUUUAUCGGGCAAUUUCUUGAUAUGCAUUCUAGAACAUAUUCAGACUUUGGAAUUAGUUUCUGAAUUGGACAGAAGUAAAUUUGACCGUGAUAGCAAAAUACUGUGCUGCAUAAAGAACUGCUUAAAUUUUUUUGCCCAGUAUAUGAAUUUGGUGAGGACAAAUAUGGUGAGAGAUCCACUGCCUGGUUUUGUUGGGACCUCAAGGUUGUAUUCUGCUUUGGCAUGCUUUAUUAGUUGUCUUCACCGGAAGCAAGAUAUUCUUCAUUUUCUGGAGAUUGUUUCCAGCCCACUGCUUCAAUGGCUAUCAAACAUGGGAAUGGAGGAUGGAAGAACAAACGACCAACUCCAACUUCUGUGGAUUGAAAUUCUAAGCUGCUUAAGAAGAAGUCAACCUCCAAUAAACUUUGGUUCCGCUUUACUCAAACUUCACGAACCUCUAUUUGAAAAAACUCUCGAUCACCCAUAUCCCUCCAUUUCAGAACCAACCAUCAACUUUUGGAAUUCUACAUUUGGGCAGCAAAUUAUUUUGGAUUUCCCCUCGAGUCUGCUUUGUGUCUUGGACAAGCUAUCCAGAAAUGGAAGAUUAAAACUCCAGAAGAGAAGCCUACCAUGUCUUAAAAAAUGUGCUUCUCAUGAAGAAGUCGGUGAUGCUCUACAGGGAUAUAAGGUCUAUGCAAAACAUAACAGGACCUCUAAGAGGGUGGAACUAGUGUUGGAUACCCGGAAAGAGACACCUCCUUUGAGUUUUAAAAAGAGAAGGUUAGAACAGACGGAGCAUCAAAAGGAAGUCAGGCGAGCACAGCAAGGAAGGGAAAUGGAUACCGGAGGACACGGCCCAGGAAUUAGAACUUACACCAAUGCUGAUUUUACACAAGGGCGUGAUGAUUCGCAAGAGGAGGAGAUAAGAGAUGCUGAAGCUAUAUUGCAGUUGCUGAUGAAAACUAUCUGACUGGCUUUGAAUGCUUCUUAUAGAUGACCCUACACUCAUGAAUGCCUGAAUUAUUAUUGGGAUAACUUAUCCUGUUUAACAAAAUUUUAAUAGAAAAACUGAUGCAAUAACUAAUGAAUUACAUUAUAGUAAUAGAUAUAAUGUAUUUUGAGAAAUUAGGCAAAAUUUCUUAUAAUCAGAUUUGUAAAAAAUAAAAUA
This is a messenger RNA of Cajanus cajan (pigeon pea), 3629 nucleotides long. RefSeq lists its product as uncharacterized. The record is from RefSeq and is a predicted model, not a curated record. Gene Ontology annotation, biological process: telomere maintenance. NCBI's taxonomy places the organism in Eukaryota, Viridiplantae, Streptophyta, Magnoliopsida, Fabales, Fabaceae. Gene Ontology annotation, cellular component: nucleus.